UUCUGAACCGAAGAAUGCCCGCUAUAAAUACACACAAAAAAAAAAACAUUGAACCCAGAAACAGAAAGAAAUACACCCUCCCAUGGCUACAAACUCUCACAAUAACAUUAAUAAUGGCGACGUAUCUGGGUCUGCCUCUUCGACCGGUGCUGACCGUGGUAGUGGUCUCAGCUACCUCAUCGUACGGCCAGAAAAGGGUGGAAUAGGGGACUUGUAUCGCUACCUGGUGCGUGCGGACAUGGCGAGCGGGGUCGCCUUCCUGGAGGGUUCCGACGAGGGACUGGUGUCUGCGGCGGCGGCCGACCAUAGAUGGGUCAUCCUCGUAUCCAUCAUUGUGCGCAAGAUCAUUACCUUUUUUCGCAAGCCCAUGGAGUGGACUGGCUAUGCCGUCGACUUCUUUCUCAAUCUCUUCUUUCUCAACGGCAACCUCUUCGGUCUACUCUGCAACCUCUUACAUGCAGGAAAAGUAGUCGUGCCACAGCGGGAGACAGAGAGUUUCAUAAGUACAAUUGGACAUUUAGAUGGGCGGGUAGACCUAUACAACGGCCAAAGCUUACUGCAAGAGAAUGGGGACUCUGUUUUGGGAGAGGGAAGCAGAAAAGUAGAAAUGGGGAAUCGGGCUCUUAUGGACAUUUGCAUCAUGGCUUCCAAGUUAGCCUAUGAGAAUGCACAAGUCAUUAGAAAUAUUGUAGUUCACCAGUGGAAGAUGCACUUUGUGAAGUUCUACAACUGCUGGAAUGAUUUUGAAAAGGAGAUGUCGACCCAAGUGUUCAUACUAUGUGACAAGAGUGAAGACGCAAAUCUGAUAUUGAUCAGCUUCAGGGGCACCGAGCCUUUUGAUGCCGAUGAUUGGAGUACUGAUUUUGACUACUCUUGGUAUGAAAUCCCAGGAUUAGGAAAAGUUCACAUGGGAUUCUUAGAAGCCUUAGGUUUAGGCAACAGAACUGAUGCUGUCAGCUUCCAAAACCACCUUGAAGGGAAAGACAUGAGGUUCAACUCUUCAAAUGGUGUUGAUGUUAGCACAAUCCCUUCAGAAGGCACAGAAUCAGUAUCCCCAAACGCUGAUUCUGACACGGACCAAGGUGGACGGGAUCGGUCUUCAAACUCAGAGGGGGCUGCUAGUGCUGGCAUUAAGAAGAUUCCCCCAGAAAUGGUGGAGAUGACUGCAUACUAUGGUGUAAAAAGUAAGCUCAAGAGCUUACUCAAGGAGCACAAGAAUGCAAAGUUCAUAGUCACUGGGCAUAGCUUAGGUGGGGCGCUUGCCAUAUUAUUCCCAACAGUGCUUGUGCUGCAUGAGGAGGAGGAGAUCAUGCAAAGGCUGUUGGGUGUAUACACAUUUGGACAGCCUAGAGUUGGGAACAAGGAGCUGGGGAGGUUCAUAGAAGCCCAUUUGGAUUAUCCAGUCCCUAAGUACUUCAGGGUGGUCUACUGCAACGACCUUGUGCCAAGGUUGCCUUACGACAACAAAACCUUCCUGUAUAAACAUUUUGGAGCGUGCCUUUACUAUGACAGCCUAUACAUUGAAAAGAACAUGGAUGAGGAGCCAAACAGAAAUUACUUUGGAAUGAGAUACGUGAUACCAGAGUAUCUGAAUGCCAUUUGGGAGUUAAUCCGAGCUUUAGCAAUGGGCUACACCCAUGGGCCACAGUAUAAGGAAGGCUGGUUUUCCAUAUUGCUCAGGGUAAUAGGACUGGCACUCCCUGGUAUUUCUGCACAUUGCCCCGCCGAUUAUGUAAACUCUGUGAGGCUUGGAAGGGAACGCACCAUGCAGAUGUCCUCCUUCUAAGAAAAUGUUCUAUAAAUAAUGCUUGUUAUACGGUAGAAUAAGAAUGGAGUCAUCUAGUCAAGAGGCCGGUCAGAAUAAUGGCGCGCUUUCUCAAGUUAUAUGUUUUCUGUGCUAAGAAUGCAGUCCCAACUCUUUCCAUUUUUGUGCAGAAA
Alnus glutinosa is the source of this 1938-nucleotide messenger RNA. Its product is annotated as triacylglycerol lipase OBL1. Gene Ontology annotation, molecular function: triacylglycerol lipase activity. NCBI's taxonomy places the organism in Eukaryota, Viridiplantae, Streptophyta, Magnoliopsida, Fagales, Betulaceae. The transcript is spliced from 5 exons. The record is from RefSeq and is a predicted model, not a curated record. The coding region runs from base 83 to 1786 and encodes 567 amino acids. Gene Ontology annotation, biological process: lipid metabolic process.